UAGGAAGUCUAUUUUGGAUGUAUAUAUAACUUGCUGUAUUGACCCACUUGAGAGCUAGAGAGAGAAAUUGAAAAUUAAAGAAGAUGAGAAAAGAGAAAUAGAAGAAGAAGCAAGUUUCAAAUGAUGAUCAUCGCUAUAAGGCGUCAUCAUCACCUCUAUCUGAUCUACUUCUAUUUCUAUUUCUGAGAAAUAUGUCUGAUCUUUUCUUCCAUGGCAUACCCAUGUUUGCUUAUUAACAGAAGCUCAUCAAACAACUUCAUGUCCACUCUUUCUUUCUGCAACUGAAUCAAAGCACUUCACCUUUAAAGAAAAGCCAAAGCCAGAAAAGUUUGAUGGCUAGAGAAGUGUUUGAAGAUAAAUCAAGAAACAUGGUAUCCUCAUCAUCAACAACAGGUUUUUGUUACUCAGAUGUAUCAAAUAAUAAUCCAACAAUCCAAACCCAUAUAGGAAACCAGAUCCAAGCCUUUGAAACAAAUCCAGAAAUCUUCAACUUAACAACGGGCAUGGAGAUGAUAGGGUUUUCAAGGAAUCUACCGCAACAACAAAGUGAAAGUAACACUUCUGUUUUAUGGAAAGGUUUUUUUAACAAACCAACAAGCAACAGUCAUUCAAUUGGUGGUGGUGGUGGCGGUGGCGGCGGCGGCGGCGCUUCUUCUUCCAAGACAAUCAAUGAAUCCACCAGUGAUUUUUAUCAACACGACUUCAACAAACAAGAUUUUACGAGUAAUGGAAAUUUAAUGGUUGAAGGUGACUCUUCUAGUCCAUGGCAAGAACACAGAUUACUUGUUGAUGAUUCUUCUUUAAGAUGUGUUUUUCCUUGUGAAGGAAGUGAAAGACCAAGUCAAGGUCUUUCACUUUCUCUUUCGUCAAACAAUCCUUCUAGUAUCGGAUUACAGUCUUUUGAACUCCGAAACACAAGUAAUCAUCAAAAUCAAGAUGGUGAUAACUCUCAAGAAGAAAUGAGGUUUUUGAAUUCGACUACUUCAAGAGAUGGGUUUUUUGGUAAAUCUACCAUUAACAUUCAACCACAACAAAUUAUGCAAGAUGGGUUUUUAACAAAAGCUUCAAAUUUGCAUCAACAAGGACAGUUUCAUCUUAGGAACUCAAAGUAUUUGGGUCCUGCACAAGAACUGUUGAACGAGUUCUGUAGUCUUGGGACAAAGCAAACUGAUCAACAAAGGCAGAAGUCUUAUAAGAAUACUAAACAGUGGGAAGAAGAAAAUGGAAGUAGUAGUAGUAAUUCUUCAAGAAAACAAUCUCUUUACUCUCUUGAAUUCUUGGACUUGCAAAAAAGAAAGACAAAGCUGAUCUCAAUGCUAGAAGAGGUAGAAAGAAGAUACAGGCACUAUUGUGAUCAAAUGAAAGCUGUGGUCUCAUCCUUUGAAGCUGUGGCUGGUGCUGGGGCAGCGACAGUGUAUUCUGCUUUGGCAUCAAAGGCUAUGUCAAGACACUUUAGGUGUUUAAGAGAUGGGAUUGUGACUCAAAUCCAUGCCACCAAGAAAGCCAUGGGAGAGAAAGAUCCUGUUGCACCAGGAACCACAAGAGGAGAAACUCCAAGGCUAAGAAUUCUUGAUCAAACUCUCAGGCAACAAAGGGCUAUUCAACAAAUGACUAUGAUGGAAACUCAUCCAUGGAGACCUCAAAGAGGUCUACCUGAAAGAUCUGUUUCUGUUCUUCGAGCUUGGCUUUUUGAGCAUUUUCUCCACCCGUACCCAAGUGAUGUUGAUAAACAUAUCUUAGCCCGUCAAACUGGUCUUUCAAGAAGCCAGGUAUCCAAUUGGUUCAUUAAUGCAAGAGUAAGGCUUUGGAAACCAAUGGUGGAAGAAAUGUACUUAGAAGAAACAAAAGAGCAAGACAACAACUUGGCUUCCCCAGAUGGAAUUACUGAGCUUGAAGAAAAUAUCAAUGGCAGGCCAAGUCAGAAUCUUUCCUCAACAGAUCAAAAACCAACACCUGAUCAACUCAUUCGAAUCGACUCCGAAUGCCUUUCUUCCAUUAUAUCUAACCCUGAUAAAAAUGACACUUCAAAAACCAAUAAAUCUUUCCAAACCCACCAUCUUCAUACCCAGCAGCAGAAUUUUGGAGCUUUUGGUGCAGUGGAACUAGACUUUUCAUCUUAUAAUCACCAAAACGCGCCGGGUGGGGUUUCUUACGGAAAUGAUACUUCUGCUAAUCAAAACUUCAACAAUGGUGGUGGUGUGUCAUUGACAUUAGGGUUACAACAGCAUGGAGGGAGUGGUGUGAGUUUAGCAUUUUCUCCUGCAUCUCAAAGCUCUCUCUUUUACCCUAGAGACCAUAUUGAUGACUGCCAGCAAGUUCAGUACUCACUUCUAGAUGGAGAAGGACAGAAUUUGCCUUACAGGAAUUUGAUGGGAGCUCAGUUGCUGCAUGACUUGGCUGGUUAAAAUGGAAUUGCUAAAUUAUUACCGGAAAUAGUUGGGUUCGCCGGAGUUCUUGCCAAAGGAUGGUGAUGGUUGAUGAUAAAAUAGUUUUAUUAGGCAUAGAUAAAAUACUCCAUACAUAAUAUUUAUACAUAAAGCUAUAGUUAAUUGGUUUCAGAAAAAAAAUAUAUAUAUUGCUAUGGAAUAGUUUUUGCAUCUCUUUUUAUUUUUAUUUUUUUUUUCCAUUGGAAAGAACAUAUUUUUAUUUACUGUUAGGCAAAUAUAUUUGGAUUGGAAGUGAUUGAUGCAAGAUUAUACAAAUAUUUCUUUCCUCUUAUAAGCAGAAAGAAACUAUUUGGCAAAGAA
Molecule: messenger RNA, 2747 nt
Organism: Jatropha curcas
Lineage: Eukaryota; Viridiplantae; Streptophyta; Magnoliopsida; Malpighiales; Euphorbiaceae
Gene: BEL1
Product: POX (plant homeobox) family protein
Biological process (GO): regulation of DNA-templated transcription
Molecular function (GO): DNA binding
Source: RefSeq, a predicted model, not a curated record